Heterostelium album PN500 is the source of this 585-nucleotide messenger RNA. RefSeq lists its product as uncharacterized. The transcript has a single exon. The record is from RefSeq and is a predicted model, not a curated record. The coding region runs from base 1 to 585 and encodes 194 amino acids. Lineage: Eukaryota; Evosea; Eumycetozoa; Acytosteliales; Acytosteliaceae.
AUGAAUAAUAUAAUAAAGAUUUUAAUAUUAUUUAUAGGAUUAUUUAUAAGCUAUUCCAAUUCAUCUAUAUAUUUAUCACAAAAUAAUAAUGGAACAAUAAAAGUAGUUCAAACAAUAGAACUAGGAGGACAAAUAAAAUUUGGAAUUCAAAUUGAAAAAGGUAAAACAAAUACCUUUAUGAUAGACUGGGAUCCUUUGGAAAGGAACUAUACUUCAAACUUUACGAUCACAGGUAGCGUUGGUGUUGAGGAAACAAUGGAUCUAGAUAUUGAAUAUCAAGAAACAAAAGUAUUCAUUGGCAUAUCAACUCCAUUUGAAUUUGAAUUCUAUGGAACCUUAAAAGCAUACGUAAAUAUUACUUGCAAAAAUCAAGAAUCGAGUGGAGAUUAUAUACUCUCAUUGACACCUUCAAAGAGUCCGGGAUCACCAAAACCUUUGAAUGAACCAUCAGAAUCAUCUUCCGAUAAAGAAUUUACAAAUCAAAGAUCAAUAAUUAUGAAAGGUGAUUCAAAUCGAUUAUACCCAUCUCUACUCCUAUUACUUGUAUUAUUAUUUACAACAACAACAACAAUUUUAAUAAAGUAA